Oncorhynchus masou masou (cherry salmon) is the source of this 2400-nucleotide messenger RNA. RefSeq names its product hippocampus abundant transcript 1 protein-like. The transcript has 6 exons. The coding region runs from base 417 to 1229 and encodes 270 amino acids. The record is from RefSeq and is a predicted model, not a curated record. Lineage: Eukaryota; Metazoa; Chordata; Actinopteri; Salmoniformes; Salmonidae.
AAAAAAAAAGCACUACAGUGCAGGAGCUCAAACAGGAAGUACCAGUGACUCGCUCCAUUGAGAAAAUAAAUGGUCAUCAAAAUCAGAGAUUAUGCUACAGGACUGCUUUUUUUUUUAGCGCUGAUUGGAUUAUGUUUUGAGACUCCGACCGAUUACAUCACCGUCACCAGCUUCGUUAGGAAAUGCAUCGGCAACGUUAUCCCCACAUUGAAGAUUCGAUGCUUCCCCAAUUAAAAAACCCUGGAUUAACCCCGAGGUUGGUGCUAGACUAAAGGACAGGGCUAUCGCAGACAACCCUAAGGUUAUGACUGAGGGCAGGAACAAGUAUAAGAAGUCCCGCUACGACCUUCGCAGAGUCCUCAAACGAGUAAAAGGACCAUAUAGGAAUAAAGUGGAAUCAUAUUACACAGGCUUCUAUGCCCACCACCUGUAACAGGAGCUUCAGUACAUUACGGAUUACAAAGGAAAACCCAGCCGUGAUCUGCCAGACGAACUCAAUGCAUUUUAUGCACACUUCGACGAUAAAAACGCUAUGCGUGAGGGCCCCCACCGACCCGGAGGACUGGAUGUUCUCGCUCUCCAAGGUCGACGUGAUAAGGUUCAGGUCAGAGACAGUUGCAGCCUUCAUCGCUGUGGUGGGCAUCCUCUCCAUUGUGGCUCAGACGUUGGUUCUCGGGAUCCUGAUGCGCUCCAUAGCGAAUAAGAACACCAUCCUACUGGGCCUGGGCUUCCAGAUAUUACAGCUGGCCUGGAUGACGUGGGCAGCAGGAGCGGUAGCGGCCAUGUCUAGCAUCACCUUCCCAGUUAUUAGUGCCAUCCUGUCUCGCAAUGCAGACUCAGACCAGCAGGAUGUGGUCCAGGGGAUGAUAACAGGUAUCCGUGGUCUGUGUAACUGUCUGGGCCCAGCAUUCUAUGGUUUCAUCUUCUAUCUGUUCCACAUGGAGCUGACUGAUCUGGAUGCAGUAGACAGCCCUGGGAAAGAACCCAAGCCCAAAAUGGCCAACCCCACAGACGAGAGUUCCAUCAUCCCCGGCCCUCCCUUCCUGUUUGGGGCGUGCUCCGUACUACUCUCUUUGUUAGUAGCCCUCUUCAUCCCAGAGUACGGUGGCCCGGGGGUCCGACCAGGAGGCUACAAGAAAUACAGCAGCGUAGCCCAGAGCCACUCACACAGCCCUCCCAGUAGCGGGGCAGAGGGCAAGGAGCCACUACUUGAUGACAGUUGUGUAUAACACCAGCCCGAUGGCAUUAACAAACCACACCUGAACAAACAAGUUAACCGUUACAAACAAACUGUUCUAUAUAUAUUCACACGCUCUUGCACACACAUAUCCAGAUAAGAGAGUGGCUUCUUCUGUGAGCCGAGAAGGUGUGUGUGUGUGUGUGUGUGUUGGAGAACCUUGUGGGCUGUCCUCUGAAGUCUGAACACCUGAGUGUGGUGUAAGGAGUUUCCGAAGGCCCUGAGAGAGGGAGGAAGAAGAUGGAGGGAAGAGAGAGAGGGGAUGGGUAGCGCUGGGGACAGGUAUGUGUUGUGUUGGGAGAAACUUGGUUGAGCUGAUCUCUGUCCUGAGAAGCAGUAACAGGAAGAGGAUUAAGGAGGAUGUGAUGUACAGGCUUGGCUUGUACUGCCAUAGAUCCACUACGGCUCUGUUCAAAAGAAGUGCACAAUAUAGGGAAUGUGGUGGCAUUUGCAAUUUAACUGAUGAUUAUAUUUCCUUUGUAGGCAAGAAGCCCAAUCUGUGGCAACAACCACAGUGUUCUUUGUCCAAAGAGAGUAAGUCAACAAUGAUAACAGUAGCCACAGCUCGAGCUCUACUCUAAUGGCCAAUUUACAAGCUAACAAACUUUUGCUGUGACUUGUCUGAUUUUAUGUCUUAAUACGUAAGAACGGAAAGCAUGUCUGCCUCAGUGUGUGUCUAGCUGGGAGAGAAGCUACUGGAUGCGUCCCAAAUGGCACCCUAUUCCCUUUAUAGUGCACAACCUUUGACAAAAUGUAGUGCACUAUAAAGGAAUUUGGGAUGCAGACAAUGUAGAACAUGAGGAGAGUGGAACAUCUUUAGAUCCAUCUAAGAGGUGCUAACUAUCCAUUGAGACAGUGCAGGCUUAACCCUAUAAUGUUUUUAUAGGACAGUUUCCUGAGAGAAGUGUGUAUGAGAGAGACCAUUUUAUUAGUCAGAGAAGUUUUUCAAUGUUUACCUAUCUGCCAUACAUUAGCAUACCAGACAGACAGUAUGGUUCCAGGAUGCUGGCCUUCUAGCCAGUUGCAAAGAAAAAGCCAUAUCUCAGACUGGCCAAUAAAAAUAAAAGAUGGGCAAAAGAACACAGACACUGGACAGAAGGAAGAUUGGAAAGAAGUGUUAUGGACAGACAAAUCUACGUUUGGUGUUCGGAUCAGAAAGAAGA